This is a messenger RNA of Fonsecaea nubica, 1332 nucleotides long. RefSeq lists its product as hypothetical. The record is from RefSeq and is a predicted model, not a curated record. NCBI's taxonomy places the organism in Eukaryota, Fungi, Ascomycota, Eurotiomycetes, Chaetothyriales, Herpotrichiellaceae. The transcript has 2 exons. The coding region runs from base 1 to 1332 and encodes 443 amino acids.
AUGGGCUCCGAGCGCUACCCCGUCCGACACAAAGGCAUCUACCACAAUCUGCCCACUUUCGACCCGUCUAUCAAGGACCUCACGGCGAUUGUCACUGGUGCCAAUGGCAUUUCGGGCUUCCAUACGAUGCGGGUGCUGCUUGAUAGCCCCGAGCGCUGGAGCAAGGUCUACGCUUUGUCACGCCGCCCACCACCCAAGGAAAUGAUGGCUCUGCUUCCAGAAUCCCAACGUUCGCGAGUCCAACAUGUGGCAGUCGAUUUCCUGGAGGAUCCGAAAAAGAUCGCUGAUGCCAUGACCUCAGCUGGUGUCAAAGCCGACUACGUCUUCUUCUACUCGUACCUGCAGCCAAAGCCCCCGCCAGGAAGUGGCCCUUGGUCCAAUGCCGAUGAACUGGUCAAAGUGAACAGCGCGCUACUUGACAACUUCCUUCAGGCUCUCACCCUCAGUAAGAUCAUUCCCAAGCGCUUUUUGCUGCAAACGGGGGCCAAAAACUACGGUGUUCAUGUUGGUCGAGCCCGCACUCCAGCUAUCGAGUCCGACCCGCAACCGGCGCACCUGCAACCGAACUUCUACUACCCGCAAGAGAAAUUGCUCUUCGAGUUUUGUAAAGCCAACAAUACCGCGUGGAAUGUUGUCCGUCCAGCUUGGAUCCUGGGCGCCGUCAACAACGCCCAAAUGAAUGCCCUCCAUCCGUUCGCUCUUUAUGCCGCCGUACAAGCGCAAAAGGGUGAACCUUUAUAUUUCCCGGGAGACUGGGACACUUGGCAAUUUGAGUAUCAUCAUUCCUCUGCUAUGCUCACAGGCUAUUUAUCCGAGUGGGCGGUAUUGGAGGACAAGUGCAAGAAUGAGGCCUUUAACUCCCAGGACACCGGACCUGUGUCCUUUGACCGCUUCUACGAGGAGUUGGCACGAUGGUUCGGCGCUGAGAAGGGCGUCCAUCCCCCGGAAGAGGAUUUGACCAAAUUCCAUGAGAUCAAGGGCACCGGCGGGAAACAGUCUCCCAUGGGAUACGGCCCUGCUCCAACAUUUCGCAUCCUGUUCUCACUUGUCGACUGGGCUUCGCAGCCUGAAAACAAGGAGGCCUGGCAGCAGCUCAUGAAGGCGUCCGGCGGUCAACUGACCGAUAACCCUUUCAACGAUCCUCAGGCGAGCUUUGAAUUCGGCGAUGCGGCCUUGAGCAAAUUUGGUAGUUUGUGCAUGAACAAGGCGAGGCGAUUGGGCUGGACUGGCUUUGUCGACACGAUUGAGGCUCUCUUUGAGAUGUAUUACGAGAUGGGCCACUUGGGAAUGGUACCUAGGAUGAAAGUGGAUAAAGCAAAGCCUUUGGUGUAA